Aspergillus puulaauensis is the source of this 681-nucleotide messenger RNA. RefSeq lists its product as uncharacterized. NCBI's taxonomy places the organism in Eukaryota, Fungi, Ascomycota, Eurotiomycetes, Eurotiales, Aspergillaceae. The transcript is spliced from 2 exons. Bases 1 to 681 code for a protein of 226 amino acids. The record is from RefSeq and is a predicted model, not a curated record.
AUGUCGCUGAACCAGACUCUACUCUAUCUUCUCUCUCUCUCCUCGAUUUCCUUUGCGAACCAGGAUGUUCUAGAUGCCGACCGAGACUCAGGUCGAGACUACAGAGCUCUGGUCACGAAGACCAUCACAUAUAAUGAGCAGACACCACUGCCGGCCCAGAAUAUCACUAGCGACUUUGACAGUCUGUCCUGCCAGCCAGACGAAAAACAAUGCAACGAUUCAUGUAUUCCCUCAACACAGGACUGCUGCUCGGCCGACCACUGCUUCCCAGGAGACUACUGCUACCACCACAGCGGCAAAGCACACUGCUGCCCCCAGGGCCUAGAGUGCUUCCAGAUCAGCGGCCAUGUCUGCUUCGACCAGAAGAUCCUGUGGUACGACGAGGUUCACAUUGUGGAGGAGGAUAGCGACGAGGUGGUCACCGCGUGGGAUCUGCACGAGUCUGUGCGGCGAGCGAAAACGAGGCUCACCGUGACAGCCUCGUAUCCGAGCGAGGGUCGCUCCUCGUACUCAGAGUUGAGCUCAAGAGUGGUGCGGGCGGCGGCAACGUCGUCGGUGGUGUUGGACUCGAUAGCCACGCGGACAAUCACGUUCACAAGCAGUCCGACCUCGGAGCUGGGAGACUCUUGGGCGGGGCCCGCGGGAGUCGAGGGAGUCAAGGGACAGGCUGUUCUGGGAUGA